Culicoides brevitarsis is the source of this 1282-nucleotide messenger RNA. Its product is annotated as pentatricopeptide repeat-containing protein 2, mitochondrial-like. Lineage: Eukaryota; Metazoa; Arthropoda; Insecta; Diptera; Ceratopogonidae. Gene Ontology annotation, cellular component: mitochondrion. The record is from RefSeq and is a predicted model, not a curated record. The transcript is spliced from 2 exons. Gene Ontology annotation, molecular function: RNA binding. Gene Ontology annotation, biological process: regulation of mRNA processing; mitochondrion organization; multicellular organism development. The coding region runs from base 95 to 1282 and encodes 395 amino acids.
AAUCUGUCAAUCUGCAUGCGUUUUCACUCGAAAACUAAAAUUUUUCGAAUUAAUUGAAUUUUCACGUCUAAAUAAAGAAAGAAACGCAUUUAAAAUGUUACGAAACAUCAUAAAAAGUGUCCAGCUCCAAAGAUUCAAUGGAAAAUUUGCGAAUCUUUCCUUAAAUUCCGUUCGAACAUUGUACUCUGCCGAAGCCCUCGGUAUCAACAGUUACGAAGCCGGAAGAUCCCGGACACAAUCGAGCUUUGUCUCUAGCGCGGAUCGUUUCAAGGAGAAAAUGUCAGAAUUUUGCUCAGAUGAUUCCAAAAAUAUGGUUUUCUCGGAUGAUUUGAAGAACAUGGUGCACUUGGCGGAGAAACAAGACAUCCCGUUGGUCGUUAAGAUGUUACAAAAGUUUGUCAGUCAAAACAGUAAUCUCCGUUUCGGAAAUUACGUCUUCGGACCCGUGAUAAUGCGAAUGUUUUACUUCUUCGAUGACCCCGACACGGCAUUGCAAGUCUUCAGAGAUCCCAAUUGCGAGGGAUUAUUCAAUCAAUGGAGCUCGUAUCAGAUUUUGUGCGACUUGUUGUACAAAAAGGGUCGGUAUCAAGAUGUUUUGGAUGUUUAUGACAUCGUGAAGAAAAAUACGGUCGACGCUAGUUUCCCAAAACACACGAUAAUUCUCGUUCUUGGGUCUUGUUACAAGCUAAAUACGCCCGAAAGUUACAAAUAUGCCUUGGAAUUGAUGCGGGACAUGAACAGCAAGGGUCAUAUUCCGAUGCGGCGCAGUGUAACGUUCGCUGCUGGAUUGGCGCUUGCCCAAAAUGAGCCCCAAGUUGCGUUGGAAAUGCUUCUCGGGACAAAACAACAGAAUUACAUCACCGUAAGGAACAUGAAAGUGGUUGCCAUGUUGGAUUUGGGACGUGUUGAAGACGUUAUCCCGAUUUUGCGGAGCAUUUUGGAGGCACCCGUGGGAGCGUCGAUGCACAAACAGACGUUCUGUAUCGACGUUUUGGACCGCGUGCGAAAGGAAAUGGAAAAAGUUAACGAUAAAGAAUUGAAACUCGAUUAUGAACGCAUCGACAGAUAUCUCAGGGAACACGAACAUGUGAGCCAAAAAUCGAUUGACGAACUUCUUUGUGCCGAAAUCGAGGUGCAACGUAACCCGCCAAACGAAUACAAUAGAAAUAAAACGUUCAUUAAUGCGAGUUUCCAACGCGAUUCGAGAGACAGGUACAACAAGAGACCGUAUCAGCAACACUCGAGACAAGCACAACGUCCCGGAUUAAAUGAAAUGUAUUGA